AUGGGUUUCGAAUCUAACAAUAUUGCCCAUGUCUCAGACGAUUUAGUCUCUGCUCUGCUCCAUAGCGGUCCUGAAAUUACUUCUGACGAUACACUGGUCCGGAGGCCUGACCAGGAUGAAGUUAGACAGCUGCGCACGAUGGCCGUUCCCGGCGUAGCCAGACAGAUUGGAGAGGUGUUGCAAGAUACCAACAAAAUUCUGUCUUACAGACUCGCAACAGCGCAUCCAAAGUUCUUUUCCUGCAUCCCGUCCCCGGUGUCUCGUUUAUCAUGGUUGGGUGAUUGUGUUGCCACCGCUCAUAACCCUUUCGGUGGUAGCUGGGAAGCAGGACCGGGGGUGUGUACUAUUGAGAGCAGCCUGAUUGGAUGGAUAGCAGAGCAGUUUGGUCUGCCAUCGUCCGCCGGUGGACAAUUCGUCUCGGGAGCUUCCAUGGCCAACCUGACCGCCGUCAUCGUGGCCCGAGACCAGAAGCUGAAAAUCGAACAACGCGUGAACGGUGUUGCCUACAUCUCCGAGGAAGCCCAUUUCUGCAUUGGGAAGGUCCUGCGAAUUGUUGGCAUCUCAGACAUCCAGAUCCGCGUGAUAAAGACCGAUGACAAAUUUCAAUUGGAUACGGUCAAACUACAACACCAAAUCAAUGAAGAUAUCACCCAGGGUCGGCAGCCCUUUCUGAUCGUGGCGAGUUGCGGGACUACAAACACUAGAAGCAUUGAUCCACUCAGGGAGCUUAGGCAAAUUGCAGACACAUACGAUAUGUGGUUGCACGUCGACGCCGCUUACGGUGGUUCGGUCGCCUUUUCCAAGACACACCGAUCCAAGAUUCAGGACAUUGGAUUAGCCCAGAGUAUUGCUUGGGACGCACACAAGUGGUUGUUUCAAACUCAUGGCUGCGGAGCCGUGUUUUUUCGUGAACAAGCUCAUCCGCUUGAAAGCUUUUCUGGCUCUGGUGGUUACGUACAGGAUGUUGAGUGUGCACAGAAACCUUCCGAUCCUUGGAACUAUGGAAUCGAACUAACUCGACCGGCACGGCAUAUGAGGCUCUGGUUUACUCUGCAAGUUCUCGGACUUGAGAAGAUUGACCAAAUGAUCAGCUGGGGCUUUGAUCUGUCACAUCAUUUGGAAUCCAAACUUCGUCGAAUACCUGACUGGGAGAUUAUUUCACCAAGCUCUCUGGCUAUAUUGACGUUCCGAUACGCUCCUGCGGCAAUGCAACCUGACAACAAUCAGUAUAACAAUUACAACACAUUGAUUUCAAAGAAGAUAGCCUCCGAAAAUAAGGCUGUUAUUUUCACAACGCGAUUGCAAAAUCAGGUCUGUUUGCGAAUGUGCACGAUCAAUCCAAAAACGACGGAGGACAUUGAGGAAGUGGUUCAAGCCCUUGAUCGUAUUGCUAGAGAGAUUCUGGGAGAAAGCCAAGCCGCCAGAUUCCGUUCGCGGCUUUGA
This is a messenger RNA of Penicillium canescens, 1443 nucleotides long. Its product is annotated as pyridoxal phosphate-dependent decarboxylase family protein. Gene Ontology annotation, molecular function: pyridoxal phosphate binding; carboxy-lyase activity. The coding region runs from base 1 to 1443 and encodes 480 amino acids. The record is from RefSeq and is a predicted model, not a curated record. Gene Ontology annotation, biological process: amino acid metabolic process. NCBI's taxonomy places the organism in Eukaryota, Fungi, Ascomycota, Eurotiomycetes, Eurotiales, Aspergillaceae. The transcript has a single exon.